Messenger RNA from Lathyrus oleraceus (garden pea), 957 nucleotides. RefSeq lists its product as uncharacterized. The transcript has a single exon. Bases 1 to 957 code for a protein of 318 amino acids. The record is from RefSeq and is a predicted model, not a curated record. NCBI's taxonomy places the organism in Eukaryota, Viridiplantae, Streptophyta, Magnoliopsida, Fabales, Fabaceae.
AUGAUAAAGAACCAGGUGCCCUACAUCCGCACUAAGGAACUUCCUGAAUAUCGAGAACUUGCUGAAGCUCUACAUAUGGGAAAGAAGGAGAUAGAAUUAAACCUGAAACCAAAAGGUGGAAUCCAUGGCUUCACCUCUAAGUUUCUCGUGGACAAAGCUAUCACUUUCGCUGAAGCUGGAAACUGGACGGCCUUCAACGGCCAUCUAGCUUUACUCAUCUAUGGGAUUGUCUUGUUUUCGAAUAUGGAGGAGUUCGUGGACUUGGCUGCUAUUCACAUCUUCUUGACUCAGAACCCGAUUCUCACUCUUCUUGCUGAUACUUACUAUUCCAUUCACGUAAGGACCCAGAAGAAGAAAGGGACUAUCGUCUGUUGCACCCCUUUAUUGUAUAGAUGGUUUAUUUCGCAUCUACCCAGUGAAAGUCCCUUUGUUGAGAACAAAGAUAAUCUGAAAUGGUCCCAGAGGAUCAUGUCCUUAAAAGCCGAAGACAUUCCUUGGUAUUCUCGAGUGUACGAUGGUGUCAAGCUCAUCCUCAAUUGUGGGGAUUUUCCUAAUGUACCUAUUCUUGGUACAAAAGGAGGAAUCAACUACAACCCGAGGUUAGCAUUACGACAACUUGGAUAUUCUAUGGUGGACAAACCUGGUCUCGAAAGUGUAGAAGAUUUCGUUUUGUACGUAGGAGUCGAAGAGCCAGAGUUGAUUAAGAAGAUUGUCAAGGCUUGGGGGUCGAUUUAUCCUCAAGGAAGAGCAGAGAUGGGUAAGAAGAAUUGUAUCGCCAAGGAAGCUUACACCAGUUGGGUCAAAAGCAAAUUCAGUGAGGUCUUAUUGUCGUUCCCGCCUGAACCAUCCAUGAACAUCCGAUCCUCUGAGCUAGAGAACCAGCCAAAUUCUGAGAUGGAUGAAUUGAAGAAAGUUAUCAAGACUUUUAGAGAAAGAGAAUACCGAUCUCAAAUCUAA